Molecule: messenger RNA, 3972 nt
Organism: Prorocentrum cordatum
Lineage: Eukaryota; Dinophyceae; Prorocentrales; Prorocentraceae
Source: the annotation of a GenBank genome assembly
GAACACAGCUCGCUACCAGCAAUGUCCCUCUUCCCGCCUGCAGCGCCUGGCGUGGAGCCCGCGGCAGGGUUCGCGGUGCCACCCCGCGCGGCGGGCGGGGGAGUCGGCGGGGCAGAGAGCGGUGCCGGUUCGAGGGGGCCAGGCGGGGCAGGCGUCGCGUCAGCUGGAACGACGGCCGCGCUUCGUGGCCUCACCUUCGGCGCCGCUGCCAGGUCGCUGGGCUUCUCCGAGGACCUCCUCAAGCCUUACGUGGAGGCGCUCGGGGGCGCGUGGGAGAGCACCUCCGUGAGCGACGUGUACGGCAGCCUCGACGGUGACAUGUACGAGGCGCUGUGGGCGGUUAAGACCGAGGAGGGCGUCGACAUCACCCCUAUCGCGCGCGGCCAGCUCCGCGCCUCGUUGCGGGGCCUGGCGCACGCGGUGGGGCUGCCCCCCCCGCUCCUGGGCGACAUGCCGCCCGUGGUCAGCCAGGGGCCCCUGCAGGCGCCGCAGGCCGCGGCGGCGGCGCCGGCGCAGCAGCCCGAGGUGUACGAGAUGAGCAGCGUCAUCGACCAGGGGUCGAACAUCAAGUUCACGAUGCUCCCUGCCCUGAAGCUCAAGGAACUCAACGCGAACUACGUGCGGGAGACUGGGCGCCCGCCCAGGGACUACGAGGACACGACGGACGUCCAGCUCUCGGCGCUGGCCGCCCGGCUCGCCGCGGGCGAGGCGCCGCACGUCGACUUCAGUGUCUUCGGACCCUUUGGGAAACGGAUCCAGCGGCUCAUGAACUUCCAGGCCGACGUCUGGGUGAGCGGCCAGCUGGUGAAGAAGAAGCUCGCCGGGCCAGAGAACUUCGAGACUUGGCGGAAGGGCUGGCGAGUCUUCCGCGUGGCGGCUAUCAAGCUCCAACUUUCGAGGCCGGGUCCCAUCGACGAUUUUGAGGAAGGGGUGCGGCUCCUCAACUCGACCUUCCCCCGUGACUGGGGGGCCGUUUUCCUGACCGUCUGCCACUGCUUGGAGGAGCGCUGGCAUCAGGUCCGCACGAAGAUCGAGGACUUGGUGGAGAAGGGCAAGUUCCAGGGCGACUUCGACCGGGAGCGCCCCUGGGAAGCCGUAUUCUCUUACACGGCCUACGACAGCGGGCAAGACUCGCAGUGGUGGAAGAUCCACUUGGAGCUCCCGUGCCUGACCGGCAGGACGGGCGGCCGCUCUCGCACGUCGGAGGUCGAGGGCGGCCCAUCAGCCGUCGACCAGAUCGAGCGGCAAUCCGAUAAGCGGGCUGCUGACCACCACGGCGACGGCUCUGAACGCCCCACGGGCGCUGGGGCGAAGAGGGCCAAGAAGGCGAAGUCUCAUUGGCAGCAGGUCAGGGACAACAACGCGGCCGGAGAGACCAAGGACGGCCGGUUCACGAAACACCAGGGCGUCGAGUUGUGUUUCAACUGGAACCGCAACGCCCACGGCUGCUCGUCGCCCUGCCCAGCGAAUCGGCAGCACGUGUGUGAAUGGUGCAAGGGGCCGCACCGGUACCCUUACAAGGACGGCCUCUCCCAGGCCGGGUACCUCAACAAGCAUUGCCCCAAUAAGGCUUCGGGGCCCGCCGGGCGCGCUGGCGGCGCUGCCGGGGGGCCCGCCGGGGCCGCCGGGCGCGCUGACGACGCAGCCAGGGCUCGCGCGCUGCCGGGGCGUCGCGGACUGGCCCGCGCGUGGGGCUCCCACCUCGGCGCACUGGCGAAGCUGCAGCGUCGGCUCGGGGAGCUCCGGGCGCGGGGGGGCCAGCGGGCGCAUCGCGGCGACGCUCCGGCCGCAGCUCGUCCGACGCCGCCCGCGCUGGCGCAGCCGGCUGGCUACCCCGGCCAAGACAUGUGGGAUCGGAGACGCGUGCGGCCCCGUCGACCACCCGGCGUGCCGGAGGGCCCAUCCGCGCGUGAGGAGCGGUCGGCCCAGGAUGCCCUCUGCACCGCCGGCCUCCGCAACCCUCACAGGGUAGUGAAGGCGUGGGGCGACCUGCAGGAGGCCAUGGCGGUUGUGCGGGCAGCCCUUCUGCGGGCGCGGGCACGUGAGCCCGCUCUGGUCGGGAUGGUGGGCGCGUGCGGGCAGCGGCCCUCUCGCGCGCCCCCGCCCGAGUCUGCUGUCGCGUCUGCCCGCGCCGAGGUGGCAGCGGCCCUGGGUUUGGGGAUGGCGCAGGCCGAGGAGCGCCAUCCGUCCUCCCCACUGCGGCGCGAGAUCUUCGCGGAGUGCGCCCGCCGGUCGAAGGACCCCGACGUGCACGUGCCCAUCUGGCUCCGGGCGACCCUUUCAGUGGACGCCUUCCGCAGGGAGUUUUGUUUUUCAGGAAACCAUCGCUCGUUCGUGGAUGAUUUCGGCGAGAACGAGGCGCCGACGCCCCCCCUCGUCCGGGAGUACCUGGAGAAGGGGUUCGGCCGAGCAUUUCCGUCUCGCGAGGCCGCCGAGGAGGUCUUCGGGCCCACGUAUCCCGCGCCGCUCGGAAACGUCCGGAAGCGGAAGCAGGGCGGGGACGGCUGGAAGAACCGCAUCAUCCAGGACUUGAAGGCAUCGCGGGUGAACCUCCUCAGCUCCACUCCCGAGCGGGCGGUGCUGCCCCGUGGCAUCGACCACGCCGUGGACAUGGCGACCCUCUUUACGGCGAACGGAGCCGACCACGGGGAGAUCCUCGUCAUCGACUUCUCAGACGCCUUCAUGUCGUGCCCGCUCCACGAGAGCGAGCGCCCGUACAAUUGCGCCGAGGUGCGGGGCCUCGAGGCGGAGAACGACUACACGUUCAUCGUGUGGGCGGUGCUCGGGUUCGGGGGAAAGGCGAAUCCCCUGGUCUGGGCCCGCGUGGCCAGCGCGGCGGCGCGGACUGCGCAGGCGCUGACGCUGAGCGGGGGCCUGCGGCUCCAGCUGUACGUGGACGACCCAGCGCUGGCGGUGCAGGGCCCUCCGCGGGCGCGCGAGCAGGAAUUCGAUCUGGCCUUGCUUUGGUGGCUCGUGCUCGGGCUGCGCAUCGCGUGGAAGAAGGGCCGCCACGCGCGCGGGCCCCUCCGCGGGGGCCCGCGUCCGGCCCUGGAGCACGAGUGGAUCGGCAUUCGCUUCGCGAUGGCCGAGGAUUGUGCCGUCAUGGGGCUCACCCAGAACUUCAUCGAUGAGUUGCUGGAGCUCCUCCGCCACUUCAUGGCGAAGAAGGGCCAUGCGCCGUUCAAGCAAGCGCGGUCGUUGGUGGGGAAGGCAGCCCGGGUUGCUCAGAUCAUCCCGGCCGCGACCCCGUUCGCCGCGGCCUUGUGGGCGGCGCUGACGGGGGCCCUCCGCCAGGCGAACGCGGGGAAGCGGGAGUCCCCGCCGAACACGGUGCCGCUCCAGCGCUUCUUCACCGCGGCUCGCUGGUUCCGCGCGUUGCUGGAGCCAGUCGACGAGGCGCGCCGACCCGAGUGCUUCUUCCCGCUGGAGCGGCGAGUGUAUCCGCGCCCCGACGCGGUUCAGUGGCCGCGAUCCAGAUACCACGUUGAAUUGGACGCCUGCCCCUGGGGGGGCGGCGCCGCGCUGUUCGAGGGCGCGACCCCAGUCGAGUGGUUUGCGACUUCGUGGGACCAGGAGGUGCUCGACGUCUUCGGAGCCGUUCUGGGCUUGGCAAAGUAUCAGAGCCUCUGGGAGUUCAUCACGCUCCUCCUCGCGCUCAUCAUUUGGCGGUGCCACGCGGAGCACGCCGUGCUCUACGUCCUCGGGGACAACGUGGCGGCCUUGCAGGACGCGAUGCAGCUCAAAGGCAGCGGAGACAUGCUCGUCGUCGCCCGGGAGAUCGCCUGGCGGGCAGCUCGGUGGCCCCUGCGCUUCGAGUGCGCCCACUUGCCCAAGGAGCUCAACCUCGUCGCCGACUCCCUGAGCCGUUUGGCGGCCGUGCCUCCCGCGGCGUUCCCAGCUAGGCUGCGCGGCGUGCCGCGGAGCCCCGUGCCCGCGUGGCGCCAGGUGUGGCGGGCCCGGGUUCCCGAGUGA